GGUAUUGACCUUUUCUCUACUGAGGAAAUAAUUUGGACCACCAAGGUCAAGGCCCACCUCUUGAGAUCUUUUAAAGAACUUGUGACCAAUAAAAACCUUGCCAAAUAUGGUUUUGGAUCCCCUGUUAAGAAGCUUUCCUUUGGUUCUAUUGAGAUGGUCCCUGACCAAGAACUAAUCAAGAAGACUAUUGAGGAGAGGAAAUGA
Messenger RNA from Ilex paraguariensis (yerba mate), 204 nucleotides. The record is from the annotation of a GenBank genome assembly. Lineage: Eukaryota; Viridiplantae; Streptophyta; Magnoliopsida; Aquifoliales; Aquifoliaceae.